Messenger RNA from Caenorhabditis sp. 36 PRJEB53466, 1817 nucleotides. The record is from the annotation of a GenBank genome assembly. NCBI's taxonomy places the organism in Eukaryota, Metazoa, Nematoda, Chromadorea, Rhabditida, Rhabditidae.
AUGACCGACGCCGAGACGACGUUCAGUCUACUCGACGAAGAAGAGGAGCGGGACGAGGUGGGCCCGUCGACUGCGGUCGUCAAGGGACGCCCUUCGCUCCGAUCCAUCUCGCUCUCCCAAACACCAAGUGCGCCGAGAGAUUUGGAGAGUGGAAAUGUGAAUGGAUAUGGAAAUGUAGGUCAGAUGAGUUGUGGAGCAGAGCUGCACAAACUGACCGGCGGAUCGACGACGUCGUUGACUUCGCAAUCGAAGAAGGUCACCAAGUUCUACAAAAAACAAAACGAACUGCUCGAGAACUUCAAGAACGACAGCGAACAGAUCGAGGUGAGUGACUGCUGUCUGCUGAGAGUGUAACAAUCAUUGAUGAUUUCAGCAGUUCAAUCGUACCCGACGGCGGACGACUAGCAAGGAAGAGGAGACGGAUCUGACGACGUCCUUGCCGACGACGGUCCCAGUAGAGAGGGCAGCCACAGCGCCGUUGGUAAAGCACGUGGUCAGUCUUUUACAUCACUUACUUUUCCAUCACUUUGAGUAAAUAGUUUCCGAUCUAUCUGUUCCAACACGCACUUGCAAUGUUCACUCACUCAAUCCCGUUUAGCUGAAUUCAGUAACGUUUUGUUUGAAGGAUGGAACAGACGAACCGGAAGUAGUGAUUAUCGAUGUGCCACGCAGUCCUAGGAACAUAAGAAGGGUGAGUUGCAGGUCGACAGCCGAAGAUUCAGUAACUGCGGACGACGUCGGUGUUUUCAGAAGCCGAUGGAGAGAACGGACACAGAGAAAGACUCGAUGGACGAGAAGGCGAAGGAGGACGAAUCGAGAGCGGCGGCCCGGAUGGCAAAGAUCACAUUGCUCGUCAACUUCAUCCUGAUGAUAGCCAAAGUGUUCGCUUCUGUGCUCUCCGGAUCCAUGUCGAUCAUUUCGUCGAUGGUUGAUUCUGUGGUUGACAUCACCUCAGGACUUGUCAUUUCCCUUUCGGAGAGAAUGAUCAAGAAGAGAGAUCCGUAUUUGUACCCGAGAGGAAGGACCAGGCUGGAACCACUUGCUCUGGUAAUUGUUUUGAAAAGAGAACGUGUUCUUGAACUGAAUUAAUUCAGAUUCUGAUCAGUGUGAUCAUGGGAAUGGCCUCUAUCCAGUUGAUUAUCUCGUCGGUGCGCGGAAUUCACGAAGGACUACAGUACGAUAUGUACGGAAUCGGAGAGGCGCCGAGGCUCAAUGUCACCUUCAUCUCGGUGAUAAUCAUGGUGUGCACGGUGCUGAUCAAACUCUCCCUCUACCUUUUCUGCAAACGGUACAAGGAACCAUCCGUGAACGUGCUCGCAAUGGAUCACCGCAACGACUGCAUCUCGAACACGGUGGCUCUGAUCUGUGCGUGGCUCGGAACCAAGUACUCCUACUACUUCGACCCCGCCGGCGCCAUCCUCGUCUCCUGUUACAUUCUGUACACUUGGGUGCAAACGGGAAGAGAGCACUUAGCCAAGCUCUCUGGAAAGACUGCGGAGCCGGAGUUUAUCAACCGAAUCAUAAAGGUCUGUCUGGAUCACGACAAUCGCAUCUCGCACAUCGACACCGUCUACGUGUACCAUUUCGGAAGCAAGUUCCUUGUUGAGGUCCAUAUUUGAAUGUGUACAUUCGUUUGAUUUAACGACGAAUUUUAGGUUCACAUCGUGCUCGACGAAAAUAUGAUUCUGCGGGAGUCGCACGAUAUCAGCGAGACGCUCCAGUCGAACAUUGAGAGCCUUCCGGAGGUCGAGCGCGCCUUCGUCCACACCGAUUACGACUACGACCACCAUCCGCACGACGAGCACAAAGUCGUCUGA